CACACACACAGGAGGGAACACGCCCAGGAAUCAGGAAUAAAGUGUGUUUUCUGAUGGAGGGAGACUGUGACUGAAGGGAGUAACUUCUGUGAGAAUGUGGUCGAUCAGGUUUUGAUUUUCUUCCUCGACUGGUUCGACUCUUCAGAGCGAAGCGCGGUGCCUCUGCUCUGAGACGAGGACUCUCCUCUGACAGACCCACCUGCACUUUCUUCUCUUUUUCUGCUCAGGGUUCUCUCUCCUGUGUGUGUGUGUGUGUGUGUGUGUGUGGACUGUGAGUGAGGAAACCCGGACUAACAUGGCCGUGAACCUGAGUAAGAACGGCCCUGCGCUCAUGGCCGCCUACAAAGAGGUGGUGGACGGCAAGUCGGACACAAACUGGGUGCUGUUCACUUAUGAAGGGAACAGUAACGACAUCCGUCUGGCAGAGAAAGGAGAUGGUGGAUUGGAGGAGAUGGUGGAGGAGCUCAGCAGUGGGAAGGUGAUGUACGCUUUCUGUCGUGUCCCGGACCCCAACUCUGGUCUGUCCAAAUUUGUCCUCAUAAACUGGACGGGUGAGGGAGUGAAGGACUCUCGUAAAGGAAUGUGUGCGAACCAUGUGAGCUCCAUGGCCAGUUUCCUGAAGGGAGCCCAUGUGACCAUAAACGCCCGGGGGGAGGAGGACGUGGAGCCGGAGACCAUCCUGACCAAAGUGUCCAAAGCGUCUGGAGCAAACUUUAAUUUCUACAAAGAGACAGAUCACAGAGACGCCCCGCGAGGACCCGUGGGUUCAGUUUAUCGCAAAGUCAACGCUGUGGAGGAGAUUCAGCAAACCAGGAAGGACGACUUCUGGGACCAAACUCAGAGGGACGAACGGCUUCGUCGACAGGAGGAGCAGACGCGAGCAGAGCGGGAGAGACAGAGGCUGGAGGGGGAGAGGAGGGAGCUGGACGAGAGGCAGAGGAAGGAGAGGGAGAGGAAGGAGAGGGAGAGAGCGCAGCAGAUGGAACAGGAGAGGAUUCAUCAGAAGCAGAGAGAAGAAGAAGAACGAGAGAGGGAGCAGCAGAGACGGAACCAGCCGGAAAAAGAAACCAGGAAGUCGGGCAUCAACUCUGCAGCGUCGGUGCAGAAAGCUAACGAAGCCAGAUCACUGAUCUCUCAGAGAUCGUUUAACCCCAGAGACAUCUUCAAGCAGAGGGAGCAGAGCUUUGAGGCCGGCGGCAGAGCGUCUCCUGCUGCGCCCAGACCAGGGAGGCUGCGGAGUCCGUUUGUAUCUCAGAAUGCCUUCGACAGAGAAACCCCGGUGCAGCCUCAGCAUCCACCUGCUGCAGCUGUGACCCCCCCAUCUCCUGUCACACCUGUCACACCUGUCUCACCUGUGCUGUCUCGCUCACCUGCUGCAGCUGUGACCUUCCCAUCUCCUGUCACACCUGUCUCACCUGUGCUGUCUCGCUCACCUGCUGCAGCUGUGCCCCCCCCAGAGACCACAGGCUCACCUGUUCAGCCUGCAGACGAGGACGAGUGGUCUGAUGAGUUUGAUGACGACGCAGAGGAAGUGACGACAGCAGAGUAUCGCUCUCACGGGGAUCUGUACAGAGCGGAGCAGCCGGCGGCAGCAGAGGACGACCUGUAUGAAAACGUCCACGAGCAACAGGACACAGCUGAAGAACAGGAGGCAGAAACCAACGGAGAGAACAUCUGUGCCAGAGCGAUAUAUGACUACCAGGCUGCGGACGACACUGAGAUCACCUUUGACCCCGAUGACAUCAUCACCGGGAUAGAGAUGUUGGACGAGGGCUGGUGGAGGGGUUACGGACCUGACGGACACUACGGCAUGUUUCCCGCCAAUUACGUGGAGCUUCUCUGACUUUCUUCACCGUCCUUCAUGUAAAUCACAAAGUUCAGGUGCAAACAUUGGUAUGAAGCUGAGAACCAAUCAGCUGACAGACAGGAAGUGACGAAAUAAACUCGUUUGCGAAGUCUCUGUUCAAACAUCACUGGAUUCAGACUCACAAUAAAAGCUGUUCUUAUAGUAUAAGUGUGUUUGUACCACACAUUAUUAAAUCCAUUAUUUAUUUUCCUGUGUAAAUGAAACUGAGCGACACUACAGCUGCUGUGGAGCAACAUGUGAGGCUUCAUGGGAAAGUGUCUCACACUUUGACACCACUGUGUAUAAACUAACUCUGUACUGAGAGGUGUUCCUAAUAUUUUGUCCAUCCCAUUUAUAGGAAUUAGAUUUGACAAAAUAUUAGGAACACCUCUCA
Messenger RNA from Seriola aureovittata, 2240 nucleotides. It is a transcript of the gene dbnla, whose product is annotated as drebrin-like a. Gene Ontology annotation, cellular component: lamellipodium; cortical actin cytoskeleton; actin filament. Bases 296 to 1843 code for a protein of 515 amino acids. The record is from RefSeq and is a predicted model, not a curated record. Gene Ontology annotation, biological process: neuron projection morphogenesis; postsynaptic actin cytoskeleton organization; positive regulation of axon extension. Gene Ontology annotation, molecular function: actin filament binding. Lineage: Eukaryota; Metazoa; Chordata; Actinopteri; Carangiformes; Carangidae. The transcript has 15 exons.